This is a messenger RNA of Morone saxatilis (striped sea-bass), 3252 nucleotides long. Its product is annotated as vesicle-fusing ATPase. Gene Ontology annotation, molecular function: ATP hydrolysis activity; ATP binding. NCBI's taxonomy places the organism in Eukaryota, Metazoa, Chordata, Actinopteri, Moronidae. Gene Ontology annotation, biological process: Golgi to plasma membrane protein transport; SNARE complex disassembly; intra-Golgi vesicle-mediated transport. Gene Ontology annotation, cellular component: Golgi stack. The record is from RefSeq and is a predicted model, not a curated record.
ACAUGUGACUGUGAAGACCACACCCACCCAUAAGUUUGUGUUUACAGUCAAGACCCACCACACUGUGGCACCUGGAAGCAUCGCCUUCAGCCUGCCUCAGAGGAAAUGGGCCGGUCUCUCCAUUGGCCAGGAGGUGGAAGUGUCCAACUACAACUUUGACAAGUCCAAGCAGUGCAUCGGCACCAUGACAAUCGAAAUCGACUUCCUGCAGAAGAAGAGUACCGACUCCUCCCCCUACGACUCAGACAAGAUGGCUGCCGAGUUUAUACAACAGUUCAACAACCAGGCCUUCUCUGUUACCCAGCAGCUCGUGUUUAGUUUCUGCGACAAGCUGUUUGGCUUGAUGGUAAAGGAUAUCGAGGCCAUGGAUGCCAGCAUCCUCAGAGGAGAGCCAGCCUCUGGAAAGAAACAGAAGAUCGACAUCGGGCUGAUGGUGGGAAACAGCCAGGUGAUUUUUGAGAAGGCAGAGAGUUCAUCCCUUACACUGGUUGGUAAGGCAAAGACCAAGGAGGCCCGACAGACAAUCAUCAACCCAGAAUGGAACUUUGAGAAGAUGGGAAUUGGAGGUCUGGACAAGGAAUUCUCUGACAUUUUCCGCAGAGCCUUUGCUUCCCGAGUCUUCCCUCCAGACAUUGUGGAGCAGAUGGGCUGUAAGCACGUGAAGGGCAUCAUGCUGUUUGGGCCUCCGGGCUGUGGUAAAACGCUGAUGGCCAGGCAGAUCGGUAAGAUGCUCAAUGCCCGUGAGCCCAAGGUCGUCAACGGCCCAGAGAUCCUCAACAAGUACGUAGGAGAGUCUGAGGCCAACAUCCGCAAACUGUUUGCCGACGCGGAGGAGGAGCAGAAGAGGCUCGGAGCCAACAGCGGCCUCCAUAUCAUCAUCUUCGAUGAGCUGGACGCCAUCUGCAAGCAGAGAGGCACAGGCGCCAGCAGCACAGGCGUGCACGACACUGUGGUCAACCAGCUCCUGUCUAAGAUUGACGGUGUGGAGCAACUUAACAACAUCCUGGUCAUCGGUAUGACCAACAGGCCUGACCUGAUAGAUGAUGCCCUGAUGAGGCCUGGCAGGUUUGAGGUCAAGAUGGAAAUUAGUCUGCCUGAUGAGAAGGGGCGUGUCCAGAUCCUGACCAUCCACACCAACAAGAUGCGAAACUUCGGCCUGCUCGCUCCUGAUGUCGAAAUCAAGGAGCUGGCAGCCGAGACUAAGAACUACAGCGGUGCAGAGCUGGAGGGGCUGGUCAGGGCUGCCCAGUCCACUGCCAUGAACCGACACAUCAAGGCUACAUCUACAGUGGAAGUGGACAUGGAGAGGGCAGAGAAGCUGCAGGUCACCAGAUCUGACUUCAUGGGGUCCCUCAACAAUGACAUAAAACCUGCGUUUGGUACAAACCAGGAGGAUUACUCCACCUACAUCAUGAACGGCAUCAUCAAAUGGGGAGACCCAGUCACUCAUGUCCUGGAUGAUGGAGAGCUGCUGGUACAGCAGACCAAGAACAGUGAUCGCACACCACUGGUGGCUGUGUUAUUGGAGGGUCCACCCCACAGUGGAAAGACGGCCUUGGCAGCUAAGAUUUCAGAGGACUCGCAGUUCCCCUUCAUUAAGAUCUGCUCUCCAGACAAGAUGAUUGGAUACUCAGAGAUCUCUAAGUGCCAGGCAAUCAAAAAGGUCUUUGAGGAUGCUUAUAAGUCGCAGCUCAGCUGUGUGGUGGUGGAUGACAUUGAGCGUCUGCUGGACUAUGUCCCCAUCGGACCUCGGUUCUCCAACCUGGUACUCCAGGCUCUGCUGGUGCUGCUGAAGAAAGCUCCCCCAAAGGGCCGGAAGCUGCUCAUCAUUGGCACCACCAGCAGGAAGGACGUGCUGCAGGAGAUGGAGAUGUUGGACGCCUUCAGCACCACCAUCCACAUUCCCAACAUCUCUACUGGGGAGCAGCUAGUUGACGCUUUAGAGCUGCUGGGGAGCUUCACGGAUAAAGAGCGCGCCAGCAUUGCACAGCAGCUCAAAGGGAAGCGAGUCUGGAUUGGCAUCAAGAAACUCCUUGGGCUCAUCGAGAUGUCGCUGCAGAUGGACCAGGAUUACAGAGUGUCCAAGUUCCUGUCUCUGCUCAGAGACGAGGGGGCUGACCGCAGCUUCUAUGAGUAGAGGGCUCUGGAGGAAUGAAGCAACCAUCUCGCCACCAACAAGCCAUCCACAGGACACCCACCCACGGCCCAUCCAUCCAUCCGUCUGUCGGUCUAUCUGAAUACACACCUGGUCCAAGAGAGGAACAAAGGAGUCCUCUUCAUCUCAGCAUGUCUCCACCUCUCUCCAUCCUCCUGCUCAUUAUCACCUACUACACGACAUAUCGCAGCAAACUACUGGAAGUCGUACUGUUACAAAUCUGUUAUCUGUAAAGAAAUUGCAAUAGAUGAUUGUAAAAAAGUGCUGUUUUGUGCAUCGUGCGUAAAAAUAACAACAAAAAAAGCCAUGUAUGUUUUUCGCUAUAGUAUGUGUUGUAAUUGUUGCAUAUCUCUCGUCCUGCUAAAGGUAGUUAUUGUUAUUGUGAUAUGUAUCCUCACAAACACAAAAUACACCCGGACUGACACAAACCCAGAAGCCCUUUGGAUAUUAAGAUGUGAAUCUAUGAGAGGCUUUUAGUGAAUGUGUAGUGGCUGUAAAAAAGAAGCUGUUCCAUGUGUAAAUGUAAACCCUUUAAAUAUACAGUAUGUAACUUGUUCAUGUUCUGUAAAUAGUAUAUAUAGACAAAAUGCAGUAUAUCACCAGAGUAAUUUAAAUGAUCUGUACCAAGUCUAUUUCGUACUAUAUCAGUAUGAUUCUUCUUCCCUUAUUGCUCCGGAGAUGUUACCAGGUUACUGUAAUAGUGAAAGUAAAUGUUGGAUUGUUGGCCUGUCUGUCUGUGUUGCGUGCAGUACAGUUCAGUCUAGCUAGUGUAGCUACGGCAUCAUCAGUGUUAAAAAAUAACAGAAAAUAUUCUGCACUUUUAACAUUGACUCAAAAAGACUUAAGUACUUAUCUCAACUCGAGCUUGUGUCCGCUCGUGUGCGCAUGUGUGAGGGACUAAAUGCUGCAUGUGUCCAGUGUGUGAGUGCGUGUGAGUGUGUGGUGGCAGGAUGUGCUUCUGAAUGUGAGCAUGCGUGUGUUUUAAGUGUGUGUGUGUGCAUCUGGAAAUCCGGGUUUAGACAUUUGGUGGUUAAUUUGAUUUGUGGGGUUUUUUCUCAUGUCAUGUGUUCAGUGCUUACUGUUUAUAAAAGUUUCUU